Messenger RNA from Chaetomium fimeti, 1801 nucleotides. RefSeq lists its product as uncharacterized. The transcript has 2 exons. The coding region runs from base 308 to 1567 and encodes 419 amino acids. The record is from RefSeq and is a predicted model, not a curated record. NCBI's taxonomy places the organism in Eukaryota, Fungi, Ascomycota, Sordariomycetes, Sordariales, Chaetomiaceae.
UCACCGAGUACCCCCUCGAAACAUCUCGACUCGUUUUGUGUGUUUGGCUCCGUUCCUCGACGACAAGUCUCUCGCUUCCUUCCCAACGUACGCUCACGCCAUCCGAUCCAGCGUCCUUGAAAGGUUGCCACCCCGAGCUCUCUAUCUCUUCCACGGCCCACACCAAAACGAGACGACUUCGAUUCUUAGCAGCUAGCUCUGCUUGUUCUUUUUACGAACACAAUAUUUUCACGCCUUCCUUUCUUUCGAUCGAUAGCUAUUUCUGAACAAGUAGUCGGGACGACAGACACCUGGAAAUUGGGUCAGAAUGUCUCCAGCUAUGCAGAUGACAGGGCAGCACGCCCCAUACACCCCACGAUCCGACGCUAUGGAUCGUCACGAUUAUGGUAUUACCAAGAACAGGAAACCAGCCUCCACGGGUGGUGGACGAGCGUGGAGUGAAGACGAGGAAGCUUAUCUUCUCCAAACACGAAUGCAAAAGAUGCCGUACAAACAUAUCGCCGCUUACCUCAAGAAGACAGAGCUCGCAUGUCGCCUUCAUUACCACCAACUCAGCCACGGCAGCAACCGGCGCAAGCGCACCACUUCCAUGUCGUCGGGAUCCUCAAACAGCCACUCUCCGGUCUUGCACACCUCGAUGCCCUCGCCUAUCCACGAGCAUGGCGGCGCGCCCAGCCGGUCUGUUUCCCCUCCCGAUUCAGUAUACGGGGCGACAAGUCCGGGCGGCAUCCAGCUCCCCAGCAUCAUGUCAGCAACCGCUUCCACCAGCACCUCUCCGCGCCUCCCGACCAUCCUGCCCAAACCCUCUUCCAUGAGCCUGGCUAUGUCGUCGAUGAACGGUUCCGGUUCCAGCAACACUGGCUCCCCGACCACAUCUCGCGGCUACCCCACCCCUCUCCACGACACCCGCCCGCCCAACAUGGCUCCCAUGACAUCGACUGGGUACCGCGGCGCCCCCAACCCCCCGGCGCGUGGUCCCAACACAAACCCCCACCAUCACGGCCCCGGUCCCGGCCCCCUCCGACUCGACUGCUCCGCGCUCCCACCGCCCCCCACCGCAAGCGGCCUCCCCGCCCCGCCAGGCUUCGCGGCAAGCCACCCCGUCGACAUGGCGCGCCUGACGGCCGUCUACAACGCGCACCGCGCCUCCUUCUGGGCCGCCAUCGCCGCCGACUACGGCCCCGGCGCCAACCCCCUCGUCCUCGAGCAGGCCUGGCGCGGCACCUCGGCCGGCUGCACCCCGUCCGGCGCCAGCGCCGCCGCCAGCAUGGGCAUCGCCGCACAGACCCCCAUCACCCCCGUCGGGAGCCCCGACGACCAGAUCUACUCGGCCGGCGGCAGCGCCGUUCAUCCUCACCACCAUGCUGCUGCUGCUGCUGGGCAUGGUCAACAUAUCCACCAUGGAUUGGGUGGGCAUGGCGGCUUGGGCGGCGCGCAUGGCAAGCCGGAUAAGACGCGGAUUAGCGCCAUUCUGGGGAUUGAUGCCAACCCGAGGAGCCCGAGUGAGAGGGAGAUGGUGAGGCGGAUUGAGGAGGAGAGGGGGGCUGUGGGUGUGGGGAUGGCUUGAUUUGUUUCUGGUCUGGCUGUUGGUCUGAUGGAUGGGCUUGGGGUUUUGUGUUGGGUUGGUUGCUUCUCUCGCCUGCCUGGGGUUUGUGUUGUGGUUGUGCCGUGUUCUCUUCUUGUCAAUCGUUUGUGGUUUUGAGAUUUACCUGAGUGGUGGUUUGCGGUUCGGCUUGGGUUUGGCUGGUGGGGUGGGGUGGGAUGGGGGAACACAAUGGAAGUGAUGUGAUGUCUUUGCACC